CUGAAAUCGUGAGAGCAGACAGUUUCAUGCGGACGAAUUCCUGCAUGUGUGCAUCGGUGAAGAUGCAGCAAUCACUCACUCCCUGGCCUCAUUGAACGAUUCUCUGCGUCCCCGCAUUUUUCACUUUGUUGUGCAUUGGAUUGAUCGAUUAGGGGGGGGGGGGGGUUGCUCUGGUGUCUCGUCACCGUCAGAGUUGAAUUUGAAUUAUUGCUGCACCACAGUAGCACUCUGUUUUGUAGGAUGCUUUAGAAUGAGAUGAGUGGAAUAUUCAACCUAUUUUCCGAACUGGUGAUUUGGAAUAAUUGCAUCUCCUGGGCUGAGCAUUUGAUUCAGCGGUAUUUGGAGAUCGUGAAGUAAUCCGUAGCAAUCAAGAGGUGUCAGUGGAAGGGACGAUCCAAUUUUGGUUGCCUUGAUUUGUUGCAUGUCAAAGUGGAGCCCAUGCACGCUUCUAUUUUGCAACGUUCAUACCUGCAGCACAAAUCUUAGCCUAUGACGUCUGAGGAUUUGAGAAUUAGCGAUUCAAGAAUUUUUCACAGUCUGAUUGACUGAUACUGGGGACGGAUUCCAGUUCUUGUGAGGCUAAAAAUCUGGUAUCAGAUUUCGUGCUUGCUAAGUGCGUUGAACAGAUUGGAUUGUACUGCUGAGAAAAGAAUGAAACACAUUGGAUGAAGUGGGUGCCAGCGCCAGUAAGUUAAAAAGGCCAGACCAAGAUAUCGUUUAAAAUGGAGGAAUUUUCAGCCGAUGACGAAUUACGGGGUUUUGUGCAAAGUUUGAUUGGUUCCUCGGAGCACGUCGUCAUGGCAUUGUAUGUCGAAAUGAGCAUGAGUUCCUGGGGCACUGAAGGUCGCGCACAAAGCAAACGACGAAUUAUUGCGGUCGCUGUAAAGCCUUCAACACUGACUAAGAAAAUGCGAGUAAGACUUCUGGUUUUUGUGGGCUCUUCAUCAGCUCUCGAGAUUGAGAAAGUUCACGAGCUGAGACGCCUGAGCAGAAUUGAGGGAGUCCUUCAGGAUAAGAGCGGACGCACUUUCAUACUUAAUUUCGACGUACCACAGGAUCGGCCUUGGCGCUCCUCUGAAUGGACAACGCAAACCUUAGAAGAUCGUAACCGCUUGCUCACUGCAAUUUCUAAGCUUUGUAAGAAAUGCCAUGGCCGGGCCCCAAAACUUGUCGGAAUUGAUGUCGUGGAAAUGCAAUUGUGGGCAAAGAAAAAUGCCAAGAUAUUGCUAGCAGGUGCACCAGAUGUUAUGCUAGAAAGUUUUGCCAUUCACGAGGAAGAGAUUGUUAAUGAUGGAGGAGAUGUAGAAAUAGGGGAAAUUUACAGUGACGCCUAUGAAGAACUUGUCUCCAAAGACGAAGAAGAGGAUAUGGAUGCUCUUCUUGGCAUGUAUGUACUGGGCAUUGACGAAGCGGAUGCUUUCUCGGAGCGUCUGACAAAGGAGGUCAUUGCAUUAGACACAGCCAAUGUCCAUGCGAUUCUGGAGAACGCACCCAUUGUUGAUGAGGUAACCGAAUUGUUGGACAUGACUCUGGGAAGCGUUGAGGACUUGGAAGAGUGGAUUAGUACUAUCAAUGUCAAAAUACGCUAUAUGCGUGAAGAUAUUGCUGCGAUUGAGUCCGCGAACAACUGUCUGGAAACACAAGUUCGUAACAAUUCAUUGCUUCUCAAGGAGUUACAUCUCGUAUCAGACCGAUUUCGAGUACCUCCUGAGUACGCAGAAACGCUUAAGGAAGGCACAUUUGAGGAAGUAAAAGUGGCCCAGAAUGUAGAAGCUUGUAAAUGGUUGGCGACUGCUCUGCGUGAUCUUCAACCCCCCUAUUUGGAACCCAGCUAUGCUUCAAUGAGAGCUAUUAGGGAGAAGCGCGAUGAGCUUGAAAAGCUGAAGCGUGUGUUCUUGAAACGUGCGACCAGUUUCCUUUGUGAUUAUUUUUCCAGUGUUAUUGAGUCUACGAUCAGCGACAAAGACACAUUCUCAACGAAGGGAAAGCUGAGAAAGCCGGUUCGUGAUGACUUGCGGUUUAAAUGCCGAACGUACGCACGAAUGAUUAAGCAUAUGAAGGCUUUGGACAAGAAUUCUCUGCAACCUCUACGAAAGUCGUUUUGUCUCUCACUCAACGUACUGAUUCGAAGAGAGGUACGUGAGUUUGCCAACGAACUUCGAAGCAGCACUGUCGCGAAACAAACCAAUUCAGUGUGGCUGGACAGACUUGAGAGUAGCAAGACUCAGUCAUCCCCUGUUGGCGAAUCCACAGUAUCUGAAGCCUAUUCUAGAAUGCUACGCACCUUCAUUCCAUUCUUGGUUGACGAGAGCUCGUUCUUUGCUUCUUUUAUGUGCUUUGAGGUCCAGCUUCUCACCCCUCAAGUCGAUCCAGACGAUGUCAGCGAUGACUCCGAGACAGAGGCCAGAGUUGUAAAUGUGGACGAUACUGUUCCAAACACCCAAAAUCAACAGGCUCUUGAAUCGAAGACUCUAAAAGAAGCUCUUCGAGAGCUGCUAGAUGGAAUACAGGAGGAUUUCUAUGCUGUCAUUAAAUGGGCACACAGACAGGAUCCUUGGAGCUGUAUAUCAAUGCAAGGAGCUACGGAAAAAUACCUGUCUAGCCACAAAGCUGAUGCUGCUUGGUUUGUCCACGGCUUGCUCGACGAUCUUCAAGUUCGCAUUUCAAACAAUUUCAAUCAGGUUGUUGCUGAAACUAGCAAGCAGUUUGAAAGAACUGAGAGAAACCAGGCAGGAGUUCUUUAUUCCAUUAUCAAGUUCGCGAAGUUGACUACAUUAAUAGAAUUUCAGAUCGUAGGGCGGAAUUCAAGAGGAGGUAUUGAUGCUGCCUAUGAAAUAUUGGCUGGUACUAUAUUUUCAACCAUCGAAAAUAUUGGUGAAAACGAUCCAAAAAAUUUUGAAAUUUUCGCGAUUGACAACUAUGCUGCUUUUCAAGACAGGAUGUACGAACUUGCGGCCGUUACGCCUGUUUUGGAGAAAUUUUACAUUCAAGCUACAGAUUCUUAUGCGCAAGCAUGCCAACAAUAUGUCCAGACAAUGAUCAACUAUCAAUUUGAGAGAUUCACCUCAUUUGUGGAAAAGGUAGAAGUUCUACUGCUAUCGACGGAGCCGGGAAAGGUUUCAUCAAUGCCUGGAUUCACCAAAUCGGAUUUGCGAAAAAAAUUGAAAUCCAGUUUGUCAGGAGUGGAAAAAUCUCUAACCUUCACUUACAAGCGGAUGCAGAAAUCAAUCCAACGUCAGGAUAUUCUAACAACACUCUGGAAUCAAUAUUUCAAGCCUAUGUUCUUCGAAAAGUACAAGGCACUGGAGGAGAUCCUGUCGAAGUGCUACAAAGAGGAAUCUUUGAAACCCUCAUCUGCAGAUAUGAAAAUCAUUCUGGACAGAAUGUUAAUUGCAUAAGAAGGUUUGUCGAGGAUCAACUCUGUUCGGGUAUGGGUGUUAGACUUCAUAGCAGUGAUCGACACAGAGAGUCCUGGAAAAUGCAAACCCAGAAGUUAUUGCCAACUUACAUCACUUGUCAGAUUUAUGUUUGCUAAAGACAACCUGCUUACAGUGGGUCGAUAACAAGAUGUUAGGUGUCAAACUACGAGCCCAAUUCAUGGUCUCCGUUUCCUUCCUUGAUCAAUCCUGCCUCGAUUGUAUGGAAGAAUAGGGACUAAACACAGAAGAGCAACAAUAAUACUACCUGCACUCGACAUGUUUUCUUCAGCUUUUCAACCCUGGGUACUCCAACGCCUUCACCAAGAGCAAGAGCGUCACCAAUAAGGACUCGGUACCCACACAGGAACUGAUAUUCCUUCCCAGAAUUUCGAUUCUUUCCCGAAGCAAGGUUCGUGAACCAGAGCUGUGAGAAGAAGUCUGAUGUUAUCAACGAUAGCAAGGUAUCUUUGGAGUAGAAACAUAUCGAAGCAUCAGGCACCUCUUCUCGAAGCAUUCACUGCAUUGUGGAACUCGGUCUCAUGAUCGUCAUGAAUCGUGGUGCUUGAGUCCAAGCCAUCAAGCUAUCCUUGUAUGUAUUGGUAUGCAAACAAUGUGCCUGUGUUCUACAACAAAUAAUGUUAUUAUAUACUAUUGUGGUUAUUAUAAUUAGUGUUUGACAUAUUUGUUAGAAUAUAUUGAAUUGCAUUCACUUGAACGCAAUUAAUAAAUAAUUCAAAAUUCAUCUCUUA
Messenger RNA from Physcomitrium patens, 4168 nucleotides. Its product is annotated as exocyst complex component SEC3A. Lineage: Eukaryota; Viridiplantae; Streptophyta; Bryopsida; Funariales; Funariaceae. Gene Ontology annotation, cellular component: exocyst; plasma membrane. Gene Ontology annotation, biological process: exocytosis; Golgi to plasma membrane transport. The record is from RefSeq and is a predicted model, not a curated record. Gene Ontology annotation, molecular function: phosphatidylinositol-4,5-bisphosphate binding.